UGUAUUCAUCGUAGCUAGAGAGCAUACACACGGCUCUCAGCCAACAGUUGUACUGUGUAUGAAUAGACCCACAAAACAUUGUGGGUAUGCGUGCACUGUACUGCUGCACGUUGCUUGGACCAUUUAAGACCCAGAGAUCUAUAUUGUGAUAAGUUUUGGAACAGAACCACUUGCAGCAUGAAUUUCGCAGCCAGUGGCGACUACCGUGGGGACGGGCGAGCACUCCAGCACGCCAUCAUAAUGCAGCACAUUGAUAAGCUGACAUUCCGCCCUGGGGACGAGGUCUUUGACGUGGGCUGCGGAUCGGGAGAGGAGACGAAAACGAUUGCGUCAAAGGUCAAAGGUGUCGUAGGUAUCGAUUCUUCAGAGGCAAUGAUAGCGGUUGCCAGUCAGAGUAACUCGGCUCCCAACAUCGAGUACGUUGUCGAAGACGCCCGGAGUGUCGGAGACAAUCCCGAGUGGCGGGGAAAGUUCGACAAGGUCGUGAGCUUUUUCAUGCUGCACUGGAUCCCGACUGAGGAGCAACCAAGUGCUCUGGGUGGCAUCCUGAGCUGUUUGAAGGCAGGAGGGGAGGCACUGUUCCUCACAGACGUCAACGACAAAGGACCGCACAUCAUAAGCGAGUUCAACGUAUUUCUGAAGAACCACUCAAAGUGGCGCGUGUACGCCAAGGAUUACAAGAUACCGAUGUAUCCAUGGAAUCAAUCUAUGCCAGACACAGUUAAACUGUUGGAGGAAUUUGGAUGUACCGCCCUGCAAUGUGAAAUCAAAAGACAGGAGUUUCCGUUAUCAAAACUGCAAGUGAAAUUGCUUACUAAGACCAUGUUCGGUGUUUUCGAUCUUGUCCCGGCUGAACAACAAGAGGAAUUUCUGGAAGACGUUUGGCAGUGGACGUUAUCACACAACGCAGAUGAAAGCCAGACAGCGGCUGACUCAGUGUACUUACAUGCAGACGAAUCUGUGGUUAUGCACGUUCUUAAACGAUGACAAGACGUUUGGGUGUUACAGACUGGCCACCAUCUUGUUACUAAGGCAUAAUUGUCACGGACGAGAUGCAAAACAUGUAGACUCUAGGCUCUACAUAACACACAGACCAAGCUGCCGACACAGCAAAUUAGAUAACUUGCUAAAAAGAAUGGCGCAUGAGUAUAAACAAUACAGAGAAACAACAUUUUUCGUCUUAUUUUUUGUAUCAUACACUCUUAUCAGAUCAAUGUACAGGCCCUCUUGUAUAUAAGCUCUGGCAGACUUGUUUUCUUAAAAAGAUAUUUAUUUCAAUUAAACUCUUAAACAUUUUUCCCCAAAACGAUUCUCUACAGUUUAUCGUAAUAAAUUUUUCCCAAUCUGUGUUAAAAAAUUUUUUUUGUAAUACUCCGAGGGAACAGGGGCGGGCGGGUGGGUGCAGCUUUGCGGCUCAAUGGGAGUUUUUAGGGGGUAGCAAGUGAUGCUUUUCUUCUUCAUGAUUUGGCUCUUUUUGUUGCACUCCAAGGGGGAGGGGGGUAGACCCCCUGCCCCUCCCGUCGGUCCGCCAUUGGGGAAGAUGUUGCAUGCAUGGGCAAUGGUACGUAGUUGGGAGUCUGGGUAAGGUCGGUGGGUAAGGCGUGGUUUACUCACCAGGGCCACGUGCAUGCUAAGUAGGUCUCUAAAGUUGUUUCGGAUAAGAGUUUGGCUGAAAACCGAACUCUGGUACAACUAGUGAUCACGCAUCCAAACGGCACCAGUAUCAAGUUUUGAUGACCGUCCCUGAUAGGCACUUUUAGCCCACAAUACACCCAAAAAAAAGGGGGGGGGAAACAAAACCCAGAACCCAGUGUAGUUUGAAUCCGCAAGUGUUCUUGAGGUGAUUAAAAGUAAACAUAAAGAAGGUUGAUUCAUUCAUGUGUUGAGUGUUUGGUUCAAUGUUUGUUUUUGGUGUCAUCAUUUUGACCGUCUGUCGAUCACUAGUAUCCACUCAGUCUCUACUAGAGGGCGCGGCGCUCACAUCUAGAGGGCGCCUACAAGUCAUAUCUCGAGUAAUGUACGCCCCGUGUGUAAAUAUUAUUAUUUUUUUAACUGAAGGAAACUAUUCUUUGCUGCUUUUUCUGCAAUGAUCACAGUGCGCAUGUUUCAGGAAUUAAAAGAUGAAUUUUCUAGAAUUUCCACAAAUGUACCACGCAUGCGUAUUGAGGUAGAUGACUGAUUAGGAAAAAAAAUGCAUUCAUGAAUAUUAAAAUUCAAUCCUUGUACAACAUCGACAUUGUUUU
Molecule: messenger RNA, 2243 nt
Organism: Patiria miniata (bat star)
Lineage: Eukaryota; Metazoa; Echinodermata; Asteroidea; Valvatida; Asterinidae
Product: juvenile hormone acid O-methyltransferase-like
Exons: 5
Coding region: 178-987 (269 amino acids)
Source: RefSeq, a predicted model, not a curated record